Gambusia affinis (western mosquitofish) is the source of this 1077-nucleotide messenger RNA. RefSeq lists its product as uncharacterized. Bases 334 to 1077 code for a protein of 247 amino acids. Lineage: Eukaryota; Metazoa; Chordata; Actinopteri; Cyprinodontiformes; Poeciliidae. The record is from RefSeq and is a predicted model, not a curated record. The transcript has 3 exons.
AGUGUACCCUGUGUUUCUUGUUCAGCCAAUCCAAGUCACGCCCCUCAUUUCCGUUAUUCCUCGCACCUGUGUUUCUCCCUAAUUGUCUCCCUUCUUAAACCUCCCUCAGUCACAACCAAGCUGCCAGAUUAUCGAACGCUUUCAGCUAGUAGUUUUCCAGCACUCUUACCUCGCCCUUAUAAUCACGACCACGCCUUGUUCCUCGGACCUGUCCCUUUUGCCUCGCCCUUGUCGGACUAUUACUGAUUGCCUUUCUGGAUCUCGACCCACGCCUGUUACUGUAACUCCGCUCUCGCCCACUCCCACGGAUUCUGUUCUCUGUCCCGAUCGUGUAUGACCUCCGCCCGUCUGACUAGGAUUCAGGAUCUGGAUUUGGUUCGUCUGCUUCCCCCACAAGUUGGCACGCUGCCCUGCAUCAGCGCUUCCCUCCCCAGGCACUUCGUCCCGAGCUCUGCGUCAGCGCAGCAUCUGCUCCACUCCUUGUUCCUCAGCCGAUCCCCACAUUUACUGAACGCCAGUGCUGCAGCUGACGAUCCUGUGCCCGGUUCAAGCUGCCUUUUAAUAAAUAUCAGAUUUACUGCUCACUCCUGUGUCGUGGCUGAAUUUCUGGGUCCCUCUAGUGUACCAUUACAGUAUAAUCUGGCCACUAUGGACCCAUCGCACGCACAGGAAUGGCGCGCUACAGUAGAGAAAUCCAUUAUUAAAUUGGAAGCUAAUAUGGAGGAAAUGAUGUCUAUGCUGUCAAAGUUGACAAACCCCACAGCGCCUCCUAGUGCCUCGGCUGCCCCACGACAAGCUCCUCCUCAGCUGGUGCGGUUACCUCUUCCGCAGGAGCCCCGUCUUUCCCCCCCUGAGGUUUUCUGUGGUGAGCCUAGCCAAUGUCGGCCCUUUAUUACCCAGUGUGAGAUUCAUUUUGAGCUUCAGCCCAGCUCUUUUCCCUCUGAGCGAGCUAAGGUUGCUUACAUGAUUUCUUUACUAUCUGGCAAAGCUAAGAUUUGGGGUACGGCUGAAUGGCAGAAAGACUCCAUCUUGAUUGGAAUGAUGAAGCCUUGUGUGAUGCCUUUUACCAAGGUCUGA